AUGCGUCCAGUACUGGACAGGCCCCUCAUGGAGCGAGACCUUUUCGUUCCUGAGAGGUCGAGAGUGCUCCCACCUUAUAGCCAACUCCCGAGGCGGAUAGGCAGUAUACCGGCCACCGGCGCCGCGCUCGGCGCAGGUGAAGCUGUGUCUCCACCUAGCGUCGACUCGGUUCCUCUUCCACGCCGGAACCUAGCCUCGCGGAGGAGAACUUCUCCACAACUUGAGGAAGACGAACUCCAAGAGCAGAAAAGGCUAAAGGCCGGAUCGGACUCAUUAUCUGAAUCGGCCUCGCCUUCCAACUUAACUUCAACAUCAUUACCAUUCGAAAAAAGAGAAAUACCACCUAUAACGAGACGUAAUACCCCACCCGAUUCACCAUCACCACCACCAAACACACCUCCGGUCGGUAUGAUAGACAUACAGGAAUUCGAAGAGCAGGACCCAGAAGGGGAGAGGGCAUGGGACAACACGUCCUACGCCACCCUCCCCCCUAUACAACAGGAACCUACACCAGGACCAUCCUCGGCGCCACAUUCAUAUGCAGGCGCUGCAGCAGCCCCAAGAAUGGCACCGCCAUCCCCACCACUAUCUGCACAAACGCCAGAUCAAACUACCGGAAGGCAAACGGCCAAGUCCGAAAAUCUUACGGGAUGA
Molecule: messenger RNA, 654 nt
Organism: Parnassius mnemosyne (clouded apollo)
Lineage: Eukaryota; Metazoa; Arthropoda; Insecta; Lepidoptera; Papilionidae
Source: the annotation of a GenBank genome assembly